CUCCCGGCAGCGUCGCCGUCAUGGGGAAGGACUAUUACAGGAUUUUGGGCAUCCAGGCUGGUGCCAACGAGGAUGAAAUCAAGAAAGCCUAUCGGAAAAUGGCCCUGAAGUAUCACCCCGAUAAGAAUAAAGACCCCAACGCCGAGGAGAAGUUCAAGGAGAUUGCGGAGGCUUACGAUGUCCUGAGUGACCCCAAGAAACGAGCUGUUUAUGACCAGUACGGGGAGGAAGGUCUCAAAACCGGAGGGGGCUCUUCAGGUGGCUCAGGGAACACUUUCCACUACACCUUCCAUGGAGACCCCCACGCCACCUUCGCGUCCUUCUUCGGAGGCUCCAACCCUUUCGACAUCUUCUUCGCUAGCAGCCGCUCCCGGAUGUUCAACGGCUUUGACCAGGAAGACAUGGAUAUCGAUGAUGAUGAUGAUCCUUUCAGUGCCUUCGGCCGGUUUGGCUUCAAUGGCAUUAACGGGAUGCACCGGCGGCACCAAGAGUCCCUGCACACGCGUAGGAAGGUCCAAGACCCACCCAUCAUCCAUGAGCUCAAGGUGUCCUUGGAAGAGAUCUACCACGGCUCCACCAAGAGAAUGAAGAUCACACGCAGAAGGCUCAAUGCUGAUGGCCGGACCAUGCGGACUGAGGACAAGAUCUUAAACAUUGUCAUCAAACGGGGCUGGAAGGAGGGAACCAAAAUCACAUUCCCCAAAGAAGGUGAUGCCACCCCAGACAACAUCCCUGCUGACAUCGUCUUCAUCCUCAAGGACAAGCCUCACUCACACUUCAAGAGGGAUGGGACGAAUGUGGUCUACACAGCAAACAUCAGUCUUAAAGAGGCCUUGUGCGGCUGCACCGUGAACAUUCCCACCAUCGAUGGGCGGGUGAUCCCACUGCCCUGCAACGACAUCAUCAAGCCAGGGACAGUGAAGAGACUGCGUGGGGAGGGGCUGCCCUUCCCCAAGGCCCCCAGCCAGCGAGGAGACUUGAUCGUGGAGUUCAAAAUCCGCUUCCCAGACAGAAUAGCUCCCCAGACGAGACAGAUCCUCAAGCAGCACCUCCCCUGCUCCUAGAGCCCGGGGAUUCUCCUCCAAGCAGCAAUACUCCAAAAGCAUGUGCCACAGCACCUGGCCCACAUGGAGCAGAGGUGCCACAGCACUUUCAAAUGCAAAAAAAAAAAA
This is a messenger RNA of Antrostomus carolinensis (chuck-will's-widow), 1172 nucleotides long. It is a transcript of the gene DNAJB5, whose product is annotated as DnaJ heat shock protein family (Hsp40) member B5. Gene Ontology annotation, molecular function: protein-folding chaperone binding. The record is from RefSeq and is a predicted model, not a curated record. Gene Ontology annotation, cellular component: cytosol. The coding region runs from base 21 to 1064 and encodes 347 amino acids. NCBI's taxonomy places the organism in Eukaryota, Metazoa, Chordata, Aves, Caprimulgiformes, Caprimulgidae. The transcript has 3 exons.